UGCCACCGCAGUCCGGUUGCUUUGGUUUGUUGUCUCCUGUUUGUUUGGUGAGCUUAGGGACCGGGGAGGGAGCGAGGCCAGAUCGCAGCGCGAGCAGCCGUUUCCGCACAAAGGCGCCGACCUCACGCACGGGUUGAGAAAAGCGGUCACCCCCCGAGAGCAGCACGUGAGACGCACGGUGCGCCCUAUGCCCCCGCGCCCCCACCGCCCCCGACGCGGCAGCCGGAGCACACCGAGAGAAAGCACCACCACUGGGCCUGGGUGCAGCUAGCGACCCCUGCUCCAGCGCGCAGCCCGAGGUGAGCGGCGAGCGGGACGGCAGCGAGGCGUUCGCGGGCCCCCUCCUGCUGCCCGGGCCCGGCCCGCUCAUGGCGGCCAUCCGCAAGAAGCUGGUGGUGGUAGGCGACGGCGCGUGCGGCAAGACGUGCCUGCUGAUCGUAUUCAGUAAGGACGAGUUCCCCGAGGUGUACGUGCCCACCGUCUUCGAGAACUAUGUGGCCGACAUCGAGGUGGACGGCAAGCAGGUGGAGCUGGCGCUGUGGGAUACGGCGGGCCAGGAGGACUACGAUCGCCUGAGGCCGCUCUCCUACCCGGACACCGACGUGAUUCUUAUGUGCUUCUCGGUGGACAGCCCGGACUCUCUGGAGAACAUCCCCGAGAAGUGGGUGCCGGAGGUGAAGCACUUCUGCCCCAACGUGCCCAUCAUCCUGGUGGCCAACAAGAAAGACCUGCGCAGCGACGAGCACGUCCGCACAGAGCUGGCCCGCAUGAAGCAGGAACCCGUGCGCACGGAUGACGGCCGCGCCAUGGCCGUGCGCAUCCAAGCCUACGACUACCUCGAGUGCUCGGCCAAGACCAAGGAGGGGGUGCGCGAGGUCUUCGAGACGGCCACCCGCGCCGCGCUGCAGAAGCGCUACGGCUCACAGAACGGCUGCAUCAACUGCUGCAAGGUGCUAUGAGGGCCGCGCCUGGCCCCCGCUUGCCCUACCGGCGCGGCUCCCCCUCUCGGCCCCGUCCCCCAACGAGUCCGGAGAAGAGGAGACCCGCGUCCCCGAACGACCCCACCGGACUGCCUGGCGUCUGCCGUUCGGAGCAGCAGCCGUUGACUGGCGGCUCUGGCUCUCGCGCGGGCAAUCGGCGUAGGAGGGACCGGGCGCCCCCUUCCCAGUGUCUGUAUGCGUCCGGCUGUGUUGCACAGGCCCGGGCGCCCCGCUGAGUGCCAAGGGUCCCUAAGCAUCUUUUUCUGAAGAGCUAGGCGUCAGAAUGUGUGGCUGUGUGUAUGUUCGACUCUCCUCGCCCAGUGUUUACCCCCACCCCCGCCUCUGGUCCCCAGAGCCGAGCUCGGCGCCCUGGUCGGCCGCGCCCCAUCAGAUGUCCACCCAGUACCAGCGAGCGCCUACCAUCCCUUGUCUGUAACAUAGACCCCGGGGACUGCGGGAGGGGAGGGCUGGGGAGGCUUGGGGGGAGGGUGUGGUUAUAUAAGUACAGAUAUAAUUUUAUUUUCGGAGGUAGGAUGGUGUUAUUUAAUGGUGGUGGUGGGUAGAGUGACAAGGCGCUAGAACGGCUCCGGCCCAGCCUGGGUCAGGCACCCAUCCAAGCAUGAACUGGACUUGACCAUCUUUCCGAAUCCUGGGGACGACUUUUGGAACUGACUUGGGGCUGAGAGGACACAGCUUCCGGACACAGCGUCUCUUUCGAACCCCUCACCAGCCCCUGGGGCAGGAGGAGGGGAGGGUGUGUUGCGGGGUUGUUUUUGCCAUAAGCGAACUUUGUGCCUGUCCUACAAGUGAAAAUUGUUCAGUCUAAGAAACUGAUUUUGAUUUAUUUAAUGGCUAAAAAUGGUUUUUUUUUUCUUACCCCAAAAUAUUCUUUGCACAAUUGUUUCAUUGUUUGACACCUAACGCGCUUGUCAUUUGCCUGAGACAGUAGCAUUCUGACCACGGUUGUACACUGUAACCUCAUCUACUUCUGAUUUUUUUUCUUUUUAGGGAUAAUGACUUUUACAAAACAAGGAGGGGGGGAAACCCCACUAAUUUUUGUUUUGUUUUCUCGAAAAAAGUGGCAAUGCUAUUUUACGAUUUUAUUUGUGCAGAUUAAAUGCACUGUUUUGAUAAACAGCAGUAACAAGUAUUAGGGCCUAUUUAAAACUUUUUUUUUUUUUAAAUUUUCUGGCAAGGCAGUCUCUAAACUGUGUGAAAUUUUCUCUGCGUCUCUGUACAGAGAAUAAAACUGCCCCUGUUCUCUUCCUUCUCCCCUCCUCCCCACUGGUACUUCUACUAAAUUGUCUUGUUCUUUAUUUUUUAAAUAAACUGACAAA
Molecule: messenger RNA, 2317 nt
Organism: Trichechus manatus latirostris (Florida manatee)
Lineage: Eukaryota; Metazoa; Chordata; Mammalia; Sirenia; Trichechidae
Gene: RHOB
Product: ras homolog family member B
Exons: 1
Coding region: 369-959 (196 amino acids)
Biological process (GO): small GTPase-mediated signal transduction
Cellular component (GO): cytosol
Molecular function (GO): protein kinase binding; GTP binding; GTPase activity
Source: RefSeq, a predicted model, not a curated record